Molecule: messenger RNA, 2975 nt
Organism: Loxodonta africana (African savanna elephant)
Lineage: Eukaryota; Metazoa; Chordata; Mammalia; Proboscidea; Elephantidae
Gene: SLC35D2
Product: solute carrier family 35 member D2
Exons: 10
Coding region: 1-909 (302 amino acids)
Cellular component (GO): Golgi apparatus
Molecular function (GO): UDP-N-acetylgalactosamine transmembrane transporter activity; UDP-glucuronate transmembrane transporter activity; antiporter activity
Source: RefSeq, a predicted model, not a curated record
AUGACGGCGGGCGGCCAGGCCGAGGGCGCGGGCGCGGGCGCGGACCCGGACCCCAUCUCCUCGCCGCUGCCCUCCCGGCUGGCCAAGCUGCUGUCGGCGCUCUUCUACGGGACCUGCUCCUUCCUCAUCGUGCUGGUCAACAAGGCGCUGCUGACCUCGUACGGUUUCCCAUCACCAAUUGUUCUUGGACUUGGACAGAUGGCAGCCACCAUAAUGAUACUGUAUGUGUCCAAGCUAAAUAAAAUAAUUCACUUUCCUGAUUUUGACAAGAAAAUUCCCGUAAAGCUGUUUCCUUUGCCUCUCCUCUACGUUGGAAACCACAUAACUGGAUUAUCGAGCACAAGUAAAUUAAGCCUGCCGAUGUUUACGGUGCUCCGCAAGUUUACCAUCCCUCUGACUUUGCUCCUGGAAACCGUCAUACUUGGGAAGCAGUAUUCAUUGAGCAUCACUGUCAGCGUCUUCUCCAUCAUUCUUGGUGCUUUUAUAGCAGCUGGCCCUCAGAGAACGGAUAACAUUCCUGGGGUGAUCUUCACAGUUCUUAGCAGCUGGCCAGCUGUGACCUUUCCUUCUUUCCUCUCCCUCAAACUCCAUCAAAAUACAGUAGUUGAAGAACAGCCUUGGUCAGAUGAGCCAGUUUAUGCUGUGGAGCUGGGGAAAUACGGUGUGCUUUUCUACAAUGCCUGCUUUAUGAUUAUCCCAACACUUGUUAUUAGUGUCUCCACUGGGGACUUUCAACAGGCUACUGAAUUCAACCAGUGGAAGAAUGUUCUAUUUAUCAUACAGUUUCUUCUUUCCUGCUUUUUGGGCAUGGCAGGAGGUCUGAGAUACUCCUUCUUAACACUUCGCAGCCAGUCGAAACUAAAACAGCCUGUGGACGAAGAAAGCAUUCCUCUGGAUUUGAAGAGCUAGGAUCUGUGGCUUGCAGACGGGGGGUCAGGGAGACUUUCCCAGAUGUUCGAAUGUGAAGCUGGACUUUUCGGAGGGGGGGACAUACAUCCCCCCUGGUUAAAGUACAGAUAUAAACGUCUACAAAAUGCAGAGAGAAUCUACCUCACACGCCACUGUACGAUGAAUCAUCAUUGGUCCUGAGCAUUGUAUCUGUGCAAAGCCUUAGUGAACAUUUUCAGUGUAAGCCAUUGGUGAAAGGGAUUUUUUUUUUCCAAAGAGAGAUUUGUGGAUUUCUAGACCAGUUGUUUUCUUUGUCACAUGAGACAUGCAAAGCUCUGUCUGAAGUGCAUAAUCUACACAUCUGGGCCUCCCCGCCGUCAGCCGCUUUGUGCUUUCUGAGGUGGCAAAGGAUCCAUGCUGUGUUGGUGACUAUUUUCUUAUCAGCGACUUUGCCGAAGUUCAAAGGUCCCAGCCAAAGCAACGUGCCAAUGGGAAAAAAAAAUCUUUUUUUUUUUAGUUUAAAGAGAUAUGUCUUUAUUUUAAUAGAAUUAGCGAAUUAACUACCUGUAAAGUUAUUUGCUAGCUUUGAUUUACUCUUAUAUGUUUGUAUCUUUUCUUAAUCAUCAAAGUAAAAUAAAAAAUAAUUUAUAUGGCUACAUCAUGUUGUUGUUAGCUGCCACUGAGUCAGCACUUGACUCAUGGGAUCAGGCUGCUGUGAUCCAUAAGGUUUUCAUUGACUAACUUUCGAAAGUAAACUGCCAGGCCUUUCUUCCUAGCCUGGGCGCCUCGCUGAUGUUUGUUCUGCAUCACAGGAGCGUGCACGCCUCCCUCACAGCGGGGCAGUGACUGUGCACGAGGUGCACUGACUGGGAAUCGAGCCUGGGUCUCCUGCAUGGGAAGUGAGAAUUCUACCACCGCUGCCCCUGUGGAUACAUCAUACUGUGAUAUGCUUGUAGACAGGUAGAAAAUAGGAAGUCAGUUAUUUACAAUGUGGAAAAAUGCUCUGCCUUGAAGGGACAUUCCCAGAAAAACAUUAGGUACUCCUUUUGACUCAUGUUGGAAGACCUUGGGAAAUCUGCAAAUAACUCAGCGCAGAGCCAAAAUAAAAAACAAAUGAAAUCCAUCCACCUAUGGCCAGCUGAUCUUUCACAAAGGACCAAAGUCCAUUAAAUGGGGAAAAGACAGUCUUUUUUUUCUUUUUUUGGAAUAUUUCUUUUUUUAUUGUGCUUUAGAUGAAGGCUCACAGAACAAACUAGUUUCUCAUUAAGUAGCUAGUACAUAUAUUGUCUUAUGACAUUAGUUCACAACCCCCCAACAUGUCAACACACUCCUUCUCAACCUUGGGUUCCCUAUUACGAGCUUUCCUGUCCCCUCCUGCCUUCUAGUCCUUGCCCCGGGACUGGUGUGCCCCUUUAGUCUCAUUUUGUUUUACGGGCCUGUCCAAUCUUUGGCUGAAGGGUGAACCUCAGGAGUGACUUCAUUACUGAGCUGAAAGGGUGUCCGGGGGCCAUACUUUUAGGGUUUCUCCAGUCUCUGUCAGGCCAGCAAGUCUGGUCUGGAAGAGACAGUCUUUUUAACAGAUGGUGCUGGCAAAGCUGGUUGUCCAUCUGUAAAAAAAUGGAACAGAACUUAUACGUCACACCGUACACAAAAACUAACUCACAAUGGGUCAAAGAUCUAAAUAUAAAACCUAAAAUGAUAAAGACCAUGGAAGAAAAAAUAAGGAUGAUACUAGGGCCCUAAUAUAUGGCAUUAAUAGAAUACCAAAGAUAACUAAAUACGCACACACAGCAGAAGAUGAACUAGAUAAAUGGGACCUCAUAAAAAUUAAACAUUUAUGCUCAUCAAAAGACUUCAGCAAAAGAAUAAAAAGAGAACCUACAGACUGAGAAAAAAAAUUUGGGUACUACAUAUCAGUCAAGGAUUUAAUCUCUAAAAUCUAUAUAAUACUUCGACACCUCAACAACAAAAAGACAGUCCAGUUAAAAAAUGCACAAACUAUAUCAACAGACAGUUCACCAAAGAAGACAUGCAGGCAGCUAACAGACACAUGAGGAAAUGCUCAUGAUCACUAGCCAUUAGAGAAA